AUGCCCUGGGAACUUGAUGCCCAGGUGCUCGCAGAAGCGCACAGACAGCGGGUAAGGCGCAGGGCCCAGAAUGAGUUCCCCGCUCCCGAAGAGCUAAGAGAAGAGUGCCGCCAAGCGCAAAUGAGGAUGAGGGACCGGUGGAAAAACGACCUGGAGGACUCCCCUUAUGGAGUUCGCACUAUAGGGGCACUCCUCCCGUCGUUCGACCAAUGGCUGGAGAGGGCGCAUGGCAAGAUUGGGUUUAGGCUGACGCAGGUGAUGACCGGGCAUGGAUGCUUCGGUCAUUACCUGCAUAGAAUCAGAAGGGAGGUCAGCACGGUCUGUCAUGAGUGCGGUGACCCGGAUGGCACUGCCCAGCACACCCUAGAGGCGUGCAGUCGCUGGGCGCAGGAACGCCGCACCCUGAUCGGCGCCAUCGGAGUGGAUGAUCUCUCGCUCCACAGCGUCGUGGCGGCCAUGCUGAAGAGCGAGAGACUGUGGCCUCCUUCUGCGAAACCGUCAUUUCACAGAAGGAGGCCUUGGAGCGGGAGCGCGAAAAUAGAGCUGAUGCGCCCCCGAUCCGGCGCAGACGUAGAAGGAGGAGGCGGGCGCAUUUUGCCGCCCGUCAAUACCUCUAGUGGAGUCCGUGGGUGA
This is a messenger RNA of Cydia amplana, 633 nucleotides long. RefSeq lists its product as uncharacterized. The record is from RefSeq and is a predicted model, not a curated record. The coding region runs from base 1 to 633 and encodes 210 amino acids. The transcript has a single exon. Lineage: Eukaryota; Metazoa; Arthropoda; Insecta; Lepidoptera; Tortricidae.